Camellia sinensis is the source of this 594-nucleotide messenger RNA. Lineage: Eukaryota; Viridiplantae; Streptophyta; Magnoliopsida; Ericales; Theaceae. The record is from RefSeq and is a predicted model, not a curated record.
CUACAAUAGUCGCUACUGGGAGACCUUCAACCAGAUUGGGGAUUGCCCCACCAAUCUCGCCAUCGCACAAUACAAAAGAGGUGUUCCAGUCGGAAACAAGUUGAGGGACUCAAUCACCAUGACGCCACCCCAUACGAUGGAAGCCUUGAUGGAGAGAGUACACCAACAUAUUCGCGUGGAGGAAGAUGGCAACCGAGCUAAAGCAAAAUUUGGCACAACCGCAAUACCAGAUAAAAAGACUACGACAAAAGUCAACGUGGUAGAACAUCCAAGCAGAAAUGGGCGAGGCAGGCGGGACAACAGAGAGGACCAAGACAAAAAGAGGUUAGGAGUCCGCACUGCCAUUACCACGGUGUUCAAAAAACCGAUCUAUCGGAUUCUCAGUGAGAUUUGCAAUGAACCUUUCGUCCGAUGGCCUGCUAAACUGGGAGAAGUGCAAAGAGACUAUGACGAGAGGUCUCGGUGAACCUUUCAUGAUGAAAAGGGGCACCACACUGAAAAUUGCACACCAUUAAGGCAACAUUUGGAGGAGUUAGUGGCAGCUGGGCACGUGGACCAGUACAUAGAAGGAGGGACACAACUAGCCCCCCAGAA